Molecule: messenger RNA, 186 nt
Organism: Cooperia oncophora
Lineage: Eukaryota; Metazoa; Nematoda; Chromadorea; Rhabditida; Trichostrongylidae
Source: the annotation of a GenBank genome assembly
AUGGAGUGGUUAAUUGUGUAUGGCACAACGUGGGGUCUAUUGAUUGCCGUCUUCUGUGAAGUUAUGGUAGUCGCCUAUAUUUACGGAAUAAAGCAAUUUGUUCGCGAUCUCAAAGAAAUGCUUGGGUUUGAACCAGGAAUUUACUGGAGGAUCUGCUGGAUGUUACUUGCACCGGCUUUUCUCUUG